CGAUGCCCUCUUCUUCUCUGGUUUUGCCCCAGCGCUGCUUCUCACCUCUGGUUGGAGCCCGCUUCUCUCUUCUCUGUCUUUUGCCCCGAAGCACACGCAGUCUGCUUCUCUUCAAGCCAUCGAAAGCUCCCAUUUCAGGAUGUCAUCGUCAGCUUCUUCAUGGACUUCGGCGAACAACCCAAUGUGCACUUGUUGGAAGCCCGCAAAACUUAGAACAUCGAAUACGCCAAGAAAUCCGGGCCGAUCAUUUUGUGGGUGUCCAAACUACAAUACGAAGUGAGGAAAGAGAAAAAGAUCUUAUGAAGAUAGAAAUUGAGUUGUUAAAGAAUGAGGAAGAGCUUCGAAGAAGAGAUGAAGAGAUUGUGAAGUAUAAGUUGGGAAUCCAUAACGACCAACUUGAUAUUCAAAGGCAACAAGCAAAGAUCCGGCGUGAACGCACACUACUUAAAAUCUCUUGGAUUAUUUUUAUAUUAAUUUCAUUGUAUUGCAUCUGUAAACAAUGAAACCAUAUUACUUGAGGGAAAUUUGUAUAUACUUUUGUGGCCUUUGUUGUGUAUAACCUUAAGCAACUAGUUGAGAAAUUGAGUUGUA
Molecule: messenger RNA, 591 nt
Organism: Juglans microcarpa x Juglans regia
Lineage: Eukaryota; Viridiplantae; Streptophyta; Magnoliopsida; Fagales; Juglandaceae
Exons: 3
Coding region: 3-503 (166 amino acids)
Source: RefSeq, a predicted model, not a curated record